ACGAGCAUUGGAUUUGACCAAGCAAAGCAGGGCUGGUGUAAACCGUCACCAACCAAAACACGGGAUACACGGGAUACACGCAGAUUACACCUUUGAUUGGUUAUUGGAGAGGCUUGGAGAAAAUAUCCCAUUUUGUCGAAGUCCGGGGGCGGGGCAUACCAAAAAGUAAUGGCCAUCUAUUUAGGGUCUGGCCAGGGGAUUUCUCGUCUAUCAUAGCUAUUCUAUAGAAUUCGCCGUUUGUAGAGCGAACAAGGUAAACAUCGUAACCAGUAUUACUAGCCGUAUUCGUUAAUUGCAGUCGCGUUCGGUCUGAAUAUAGUUGAUAUAUCGCCUGAACUUGAUACACCAAUUUAGGGUUAACCAGCCAUCUAGCCACGCUAGCUAUCAGUAUCAGCUCACCAGCCAACAUUUAGAACCUUCCUUGGGCGUGAUAGUUUGGACGUUUCGAGUCGAUCACAUGCGGAUAUUUGUAUAACGCAGUUAUUACACAGUAUCUCAUACCACAAGUCAACAUGGGAAUGAAUUUAUUUUCAAGAGAUUGACGACGACAAAACGGAUUAAGGGCAAUUUGGUCUUGGAAAAAGUUGUACGCAGGAUUAAAGAUAUCUUUAUGGUUAAGAAGAGAGUUGCCAAGUCUUUAUCUCCCAUCUGCAAAAAAGGGCAUGCCAAAAUCCCAGUAAUGGAGACUACGGCUGUGAGUACCACCACUCUGGCCAAUGAUGAGUUUGACAGGAACGUGCCGCGGAUCUGCGGUGUGUGCGGGGACAAGGCCUCCGGAUUCCACUUCAAUGCCAUGACCUGCGAGGGCUGCAAGGGCUUCUUCAGACGCAGUAUGAAGCGCAAGGCCAGCUUCACCUGUCCCUUCAACGGCAGUUGCACCAUAACCAAGGACAACCGCCGCCACUGCCAGGCCUGCCGGCUCAAGCGCUGCGUGGACAUCGGCAUGAUGAAGGAGUUUAUUCUGACAGACGAGGAGGUGCAGAGGAAGAAGGACCUGAUUCAACGGAGAAAGGAUGAGGAGGCGCAGAGGGAGGCGCAGCGACCCCGGCUGAGCGAGGAGCAGAGCCAGGUCAUCGCCACGCUGGUGGAGGCUCACCACAAGACCUACGACGACUCCUACUCUGACUUCAACCGCUUCAGGCCUCCGGUCCGAGAAGGCCCAGUGACACGCAGUGCCAGCAGAGCUGCCUCUCUCCACUCUCUAUCUGAUGCCUCAUCUGACUCCUUCAGCCACUCUCCAGAGUCGGUGGACACUAAGCUGAUGAACUUCAGUAACCUGCUGAUGAUGUACCAGGAGCAGGGGGCAUCCCGGACUCACGACGACGGCUCCAAGCUCUCCAUGCUGCCCCACCUGGCCGACCUGGUCAGCUACAGCAUCCAAAAGGUCAUCGGCUUCGCCAAGAUGAUCCCUGGCUUCAGGGAGCUGACGGCUGAGGACCAGAUUGCCCUGCUCAAGUCGAGUGCCAUCGAGGUGAUCAUGCUGCGCUCCAACCAGUCCUUCAAUCUGGAGGACAUGUCCUGGAGCUGCGGAGGGUCCGACUUCAAGUACUGCGUCAACGACGUCACUAAAGCGGGCCACACUCUGGAGCUGCUGGAGCCCCUGGUCAAAUUCCAGGUUGGCCUGAAAAAACUCAACCUCCACGAGGAGGAACACGUGCUGCUCAUGGCCAUCUGCCUACUCUCCCCAGACCGUCCGGGCGUGCAGGACCACGGGCGCAUCGAGACCCUGCAGGACCAUUUGUCGGAGACGCUGCAGGCCUACAUUCAACUGCACCACCCGGGCGGCCGCCUCGUAUACGCCAAAAUGAUCCAGAAGCUGGCGGACCUGCGUAGCCUGAACGAGGAGCACUCCAAGCAGUACCGCUCGCUGUCCUUCCAGCCCGAGCACAGCAUGCAGCUGACCCCGCUGGUGCUGGAGGUGUUCGGCAGCGAGGUCUCCUAAAUUAACACUUUUUGUUGACCUUUGAUGGAGGUAGAUGAGGUGGACGAAAGGUCAUAGGAGAGGUGGGAGGAGAGUAUGAGGUGGGAGCUAUAGGAAUGUGGUUAGACGGACUGUGGAUGGUGUGAAUGUAAGUGUGUGAGUGAAGGUGUGUGUUGUGAGGGAGAGGGGGGGAUAAUAGAAGUGUGUGUGUGUGUGUGUGUGUGUGUGUGUGUGUGUGUGUGUGUGUGUGUGUGUGUGUGUGUGUGUGUGUGUGUGUGUGUGUGUGUGUGUGUGUGUGUGUGUGUGUGUGUGCGUGCGUGCGUGCGUGCGUGUGUGUGUGUGUGUGUGUGUGUGUUAGAAAUUCCCCUGCCUCGUGUGCAUGUGUGCUUGAGGAGCUUCGGUAGGUCAGGCCUGGGACUGGGUACCUGAGGAGCUGUUGACUGGAACAUGCAAAGCGAUGGGGAGCGAAUUAUACAAACAAGGGAAUGUACUUCAGACCCAUACAUACAUGGAACUUCUGCCUGUAUUUGACAUGUACGCUUACCUUGGUAUUUAAGAGACAGUAUAUUGCCAAACAGUAUUGCGUCUUGUGUGCCGGUAUAUACAGUACACCGUGUGCUUUUUGUGUGUGUGUCAUGCAAGUGCUGCUUUUAUGCAUGGCGGUGUAUGGUCACUCAUACAUAUGAUCACACACAUACACACACACACACACGUAAGGACACUCACUUAUACAGUUGUUGGAGCUACCUCUGAUUUUCUCCUCUCUCAGUUUUUGUAUUCAGAAAUACACACAGCAUAGAACCUUCAAAAUGCAUGAAAACAUUUCAAUCGUGGAUAGCUGAUAGACACUAGGUCCUCACUGGAGCGAAAACAGUGCCUGCAAAGUAUUUCCACGUGUUUCUCUCAUCCUUUCUCCGGUUACUCUGCUCAAUCGCUUCCCUCAAGGGCAAGUGUUUGAGUGUACGUAUACGCCGCAAAAUGCACGUCCUUCACCUCUGCCAAAGGUAUUGUCCACGCUCUCUCUAAGCUUCCAGGCUUCUAGUGUAGCCACAUGAUGCCUUUUAUGUGCACACUCACCGUUUGUGCUAGCUUUUGCUAACUAGCCUCUAGGAAUUGAUGAAGGAAAUGUGUAUACUCUGAAUAGAUUCAUACAGCCUGCAGAAUAUUAUCUGUAACCUGGAAAUAGUUUGGUUGUGGAAUAGUGUGCGUGAGCUGUGGCUGUUUAGUCACUAAAACAAGCUGUCAAUCAAACCAAGCCAGAGCUCUGGUUGGUUGGUUGGUUUCUUUCUUUUGGAGGGGUUGGGGGGAAGGGGGAAUUAUGAUAGCUCUAAAUAGACUUAGCUACAACUUCUAUGUAUCACGAACACUGCUACCUGUACUCAAGCGUAUCUAUUAAUAUAUGUCUAUGUUCAAGUUAUACCACCGUUUUUAAAGGGCUACAAUGCCAAACUGACUGGAAAUGCAUAGUUAGGCCGGUUACUCUACUGUCUACGUCUUUUUGUAUUAUAGCCACAAACCAUGCAAGUUAUCUGGACAGGAUCUUAAAACAAUUCCAUGAAUUGUUCAUUUUUUUUUCCUCAAAUGUACAGUUUUUAGUAGGUGGAGUGUUUCAAAGCUGCUUCUUCACAGAUAUCACCCCUUUCGUUUCCAACUCGGAAGUGGAAUUCUUUGAAAUGAAUGUCUUGAGGACUCGGAUGGAGCAUCUUCUGUUUCAUUUUUUGACACGUCCGAGUCCUCCGAUGUUGUAUGCUGCUCAGCCCUCCAGUGGCUGCAUCCUGUAAAUACUACGUAUCAAUACAAUGACCCCCGCAGCUGUAUAUAGGGCUACAUAGAUAUUACUACUACUAACGCUUAGUAAGGAAAUUCUUGGAUUAUAUAUGCAAACAUGAUACUGAUGACCGUGUUUUACGACUUAUUCUCACUUUCUCUUUCUGAAACACUAUGCUUUCUCAACUUUUUUUUAUAUAUAUACAGUACCAGUCAAUGUUUGGACACACCUACUCAUUCAAGGGUUUUUCUUUAUUUUGACUAUUUUCUACAUCGUAGAAUAAUAGUUAAGACAUCAAAUCUAUGAAGUCAUACAUAUGGAAUCAUGGAGUAGCCAAAAAAGUUAACAUAUUUUAGAUGUUAGAUUCUUCAAAGUAGCCACCCUUUGCCUUGAUGACAGCUUUGCACACUCUUGGCAUUCUCUCAACCAGCUUCAUGAGGAAUGCUUAUCCA
Molecule: messenger RNA, 4141 nt
Organism: Oncorhynchus tshawytscha (Chinook salmon)
Lineage: Eukaryota; Metazoa; Chordata; Actinopteri; Salmoniformes; Salmonidae
Product: vitamin D3 receptor B-like
Biological process (GO): cell differentiation; positive regulation of transcription by RNA polymerase II; negative regulation of transcription by RNA polymerase II
Cellular component (GO): nucleus
Molecular function (GO): zinc ion binding; vitamin D response element binding; nuclear receptor activity
Source: RefSeq, a predicted model, not a curated record